AUGGCGCCCAGUGCAGUCCCCGCCGAGCCCGUCCCUCAGGGCGUUGUGGCUACAAAGUCACUCAACGGCUCAAACAGCCAGUUCCAGCUCACCGACGCCGACAAGAAGGAGGUCGACUUCGUUCUCCGCACAUUCCGCUGUCUCAUCGCCGACUUGUGUGAGCAGUUCAAGGGCGGCCAUCCCGGUGGUGCCAUGGGCAUGGCUGCCAUCGGAACCUCUCUUUGGAAGUACAUCAUGAAGUACUCUCCCAAGAACCCCAACUAUUUCAACAGAGACCGUUUCGUUCUGUCCAACGGCCACACAUGUCUGUUCCAGUACAGCUUCCUGCACUUGACCGGCUACAAGCACAUGACCAUGGACCAGCUCAAGUCCUAUCACUCCAGCCGCACCGACUCUUUCUGCCCCGGCCACCCUGAGAUCGAGCACGAGGGUAUUGAGGUGACGACCGGCCCGCUGGGCCAGGGUAUCGCCAACGCCGUUGGUCUGGCCGCUGCUAGCAAGCACCUGGCCGCCACUUACAACCGUCCCAACUUCCCCGUCGUCAACAACAUGACCUGGUGUAUGAUUGGAGAUGCCUGCUUGCAGGAGGGCGUAGCUAUGGAGGCAAUUCAGCUUGCCGGCCACUGGAAGCUUAACAACCUGGUCGUCAUGUACGACAACAAUCAGAUUACUUGCGAUGGCAGCGUUGACCUCUGCAACACCGAGGACGUGAACACGAAGAUGCGUGCCUGUGGCUGGAACGUCAUUGAGAUAGAAGACGGCAACUGGGACGUCGAGGCCAUCGUUCGUGCCAUGGAUUCUGCUCGCAACAGCAGUGACAAGCCUACUUUCAUUAACAUCCACACCGUCAUCGGUAUUGGCAGUGCUGUCGCCGGCAACGCCAAGGCCCACGGUGCCGCCUACGGCCCUGCUGACGUUGCCAACAUCAAGAAGAACUUCGGCAUGGACCCCGAGCAGCACUUUGUCGUGUCUGACCAGGUUUACAACUACUUCCGCGAGGCUAUCCCCCGCGGUGAGCAGAUCGAGGCCGAGUGGAACCAGCUGGUUGAGGCUUACACCCGCGAGCACCCUGAGCUCGCUGCCGAGUUCAAGAAGCGUGUCGCUGGCGAGUGGACUGCGGACUGGCGCAAGUUUAUCCCCGCCAAGGAGGACUUCCCUACGACUCCCACUCCCUCGAGAAAAUCGGCUGGUCUCGUCUGCAACCCCAUUGCUGCUGGAGUCAACAACCUGAUGGUCGGUACCGCUGACCUGUCUCCUUCUGUCAACAUGAUCUGGAAGGGCAAGGUCGACUUCCAGAACCCGGACCUGAAGACGACUUGCGGCAUCAACGGCGACUACACCGGCCGCUACAUCCACUAUGGCAUUCGUGAGCAUGCCAUGGCUUCCAUCGCCAACGGUUUGGCUGCUUUCAACAAGGGUGCCAUCCUCCCCGUCACCUCAAGCUUCUUCAUGUUCUACAUCUACGCCGCCCCCGGUGUGCGUAUGGGUGCUCUCCAGCGCCUCCAGCAGAUUCACAUCGCGACCCACGACUCGAUCGGAACCGGUGAGGACGGCCCCACCCACCAGCCUAUUGCCCUGCCCGCUCUCUACCGUGCGAUGCCGAACCUUCUGUACAUCCGUCCCUGCGACAGCGAGGAGACGGCCGGCGCCUUCAUCGCGGCGAUGGAGGCCAAGGAGUCACCCACGAUCAUCUCUCUCUCGCGCCAGAACCUCGAGCAAUACCCCCAAUUCACUUCCCGCGACAAGGUGCUCAAGGGUGCCUACGUCUUCAAGGAGGAGCAGGACGCCGACGUCACGCUCAUCGGUGUCGGCGCUGAGAUGGUGUUUGCCGUCAAGACGGCCAAGCUGCUCGCCGAGAAGCACAACAUCAAGGCACGCAUCGUCAGCUUCCCGUGCCAGCGCAUCUUCGACAAGCAGUCGAUUGAGUACAAGCGCGAGGUGCUCCAGUACCGCUCCAAGGCGCCGCGUGUGGUUAUCGAGGCGUACGCUGUUAACGGAUGGGAGCGCUACGCCGAUGCCGGCUACUCGAUGAGCUCUUUCGGACACUCUCUCCCGGGCCCCGACGCGUACAAGUACUUCGGUUUCGACGAGAACGUCAUCGCCCCCGAGGUCGCCAAGCUCGUCGAGGAGGUCAGAGCCAAUGGCGUGGACAGCCUGCGGGGCGAGUUCCGGGACCUGAACCCCGUCCACCACCACUAA
Messenger RNA from Colletotrichum gloeosporioides, 2199 nucleotides. RefSeq names its product Dihydroxyacetone synthase. The record is from RefSeq and is a predicted model, not a curated record. Gene Ontology annotation, molecular function: transketolase activity. Bases 1 to 2199 code for a protein of 732 amino acids. Gene Ontology annotation, biological process: pentose-phosphate shunt. Gene Ontology annotation, cellular component: cytosol. Lineage: Eukaryota; Fungi; Ascomycota; Sordariomycetes; Glomerellales; Glomerellaceae. The transcript has 2 exons.